Gekko japonicus is the source of this 865-nucleotide messenger RNA. RefSeq names its product tetratricopeptide repeat domain 32 (gene TTC32). Gene Ontology annotation, molecular function: protein binding. Bases 107 to 532 code for a protein of 141 amino acids. The transcript has 3 exons. The record is from RefSeq and is a predicted model, not a curated record. Lineage: Eukaryota; Metazoa; Chordata; Lepidosauria; Squamata; Gekkonidae.
CCCCCCUCAACCUUAAGGCAGGGGGUGGGAGAGGAUGGUGGCGACACCGCGUCUGGAACAACCUGACUUCCCCCCUCCCUCCCCAGUCAGCUUCAUAUAGAAUAAUAUGGACCAAGAACCAAGUGCUGAAGUAGCGCAGGAUCUGCUGUCUGCGGCGCACGCACACUUUCAGGAGCGGAGAUUUGAGCAGGCAGAGGAGCUCUACAGCCGCUUCCUCCAGCACUGCGCAUGCUGCGGUGGGAGCAAAUGCAGAGAUCUUGCAACUGCACUUAACAACAGGGGACAGAUCAAGUACCUGAGAGUCGACUUCUACGAAGCGAUGGAUGAUUACACAUCAGCUAUAGAAGCCCAGCCUGAUUUUGAAGUACCAUAUUAUAACAGGGGUUUAAUAUUAUAUAGGCUAGGAUAUUUCGAUGAAGCCCUGAAGGACUUCAAGAAGGUCUUAGAGAUAAACCCCAACUUUGAAGAUGCUUCUUUGAGCUUGAAGCAGACUAUUAGGGAUAAAGAAGAAAAACAAAAAAGAGCCUAUUAAAAAUAUACUGCCGUUGAUGGGAAUCCUGUUUUGUGGACUUGAGACUGAAUCAUUUGAAAAAGUGAUAGCAGGAAAACUGUUCUCUUUCUAUUCAUCCCCUUCCCUUAUUUUACCUCUGGCCCCAAAAAGGAGGAAAAAAUUAUCUGAAUAAUAAAUAAAUGUAUGUGCUGUAAUUAAAAUGUAAACUGUAUAUACAUUGUAGUAUUUCUGUAAUAGCAGGGCUGAACAAAAGCACAAUUAUGAACCUUGUCUGAGAUGCUGUUCAUUGUAAGCUAAAAUGGUUUAUAAUAUAAACUUUAUAUAUAACACAACACAUGUAUUUAGUAAAGAAUA